Molecule: messenger RNA, 1099 nt
Organism: Camponotus floridanus (Florida carpenter ant)
Lineage: Eukaryota; Metazoa; Arthropoda; Insecta; Hymenoptera; Formicidae
Gene: Cdk5
Product: cyclin-dependent-like kinase 5
Exons: 7
Coding region: 121-1020 (299 amino acids)
Biological process (GO): neuron apoptotic process; synaptic vesicle transport; axonogenesis
Cellular component (GO): nucleus; cytoplasm
Molecular function (GO): ATP binding; cyclin-dependent protein serine/threonine kinase activity
Source: RefSeq, a predicted model, not a curated record
UAAGGUUGGCGGCAUGAUUGCGCGUCAGAGUGUUCGUCGGGCGCGCGCAGUGGUGCGAAAAACACUGUGCGCGACUGUGCGUGCGUGCGUGCGCGUUCCGCCCGUGGUAUCAGCAAAAAUAUGCAAAAGUAUGAGAAGCUCGAGAAAAUAGGAGAAGGCACUUAUGGCACCGUGUUCAAAGCCAAGAAUCGCGAGACACACGAAAUCGUCGCGCUCAAGCGGGUGAGACUGGACGAUGACGAUGAAGGUGUACCGUCGUCGGCUCUACGGGAGAUCUGUCUACUGAAGGAACUCAAGCAUAAGAAUAUAGUUCGCCUCUAUGACGUGUUGCACAGCGACAAGAAGCUCACCUUGGUGUUUGAGCACUGCGACCAGGAUCUCAAAAAGUACUUUGACAGUCUAAAUGGAGAGAUUGACUUGGAUGUCGUUAAAUCAUUCCUAUAUCAGUUACUAAGAGGAUUAGCAUUCUGUCAUAGCCGGAAUGUUUUGCACAGAGAUCUCAAACCACAGAACUUACUCAUCAAUAAGAACGGGGAGUUGAAGCUUGCCGAUUUCGGAUUAGCAAGGGCUUUUGGUAUUCCUGUAAAAUGUUACUCAGCGGAAGUUGUUACAUUAUGGUACCGUCCCCCGGAUGUUCUUUUCGGAGCAAAAUUAUAUACAACGUCCAUUGACAUGUGGAGCGCGGGAUGUAUAUUUGCCGAAUUGGCGAAUGCCGGUAGACCACUCUUUCCUGGAUCGGAUGUGGAUGACCAAUUGAAAAGAAUAUUCAAAAUGUUGGGCACACCGACCGAGGAAACCUGGCCAGAUUUAACAACACUUCCCGAUUAUAAGCCUUUCCCACAAUACCAUCCCACACAAGGACUGUCACAGGUUACACCCAAGCUCACUUCAAGAGGCAAAGACUUACUCCAGAGAUUAUUAGUGUGUAAUCCGGCUCUACGAUUGUCGGCGGAGGAAGCGAUGGCGCAUCCAUACUUCAACGACUUGAACCCUGCCAUAAAGAAUGACCGAUGCCAAUAGCGAAUCAUCCCUCUUAAUUUAGAUCGAUCGAAAACAUUAGCAUGCGUAUAUGAUGCGCAGCGACCAAAAAAUGAAGGCG